AUAUUUUCAUGGUGAAAACCCCACAUUUUCAUCACCGACAUCAGCUGUACGUCUACCCGAACGUAUGUCUGCACUGAACAGAGUACGCAAACGCUAGAGGUAGAGUUUUGCUUAAAUACCCCGUCUCAUUCUGUCAGUUGUUGGAUUUUUGCAUCGAUACAUAUCUCCUUUUGGCUUUUAUUCAAGAGUACAGUCAUUUCCCAGCAAAAUGACCAUUUACACUAUUUCUGUCCAAAAUCAGCGUGGUGCAAAUACCAAUUACGCGAUCUUUAUGGAACCCCCUCAGUUCAGUGGUGGUCAGCAACCUUGGAUGAAUGUCUGGUUUACACAAUUCGUUCCAGACCAGGGAAGCUUUGAAGUUCAAACUGAAUUGGACUUCUACGCUUGGACUGGAACUACUCCCGAAUCUCCUAUGCCAGGUGUUGUUGUCAACCCUGGUAUGAGCAUGUUUGCUCAACCUGGCACUGAAACAGAACCCGGAAGUACCUUUGACAUGGCAGUUAUACAAAACUUCCCUACUAUCAAACCAACUAGUUCAACCGCUAUUCCUGGUGCAUUUGAAAUCGACACUGGCACUGACUUUAUGGUACCUAACAACAACUAUCUGGUUGGACUUGCCAAGCCCAAUAACCGAGGACAGCUUUUUCCCGUUGCAUCGGUGGCACCAUUCAACAAUGAAAAAAUUCAAGUCACCCCGAAAAUGAAAUUCUUCAUCACCGAGAGCCAGCAGGUGCCAGGAGAGAUUGUCGACUAUUCCGCCGUUUCCAGAGAUGGCGCUACUAUUGACUUUAGCAGUGGCGAAGGAAAGGGUAAAUCAUUCGCUCUUGUAGUCCAAGGCUCUGAUGGAGGAUUUACCGUGACCUAUGAUCAACUUGAAUAGAUAUUGCGAUAUAA
Aspergillus caelatus is the source of this 894-nucleotide messenger RNA. RefSeq lists its product as uncharacterized. Lineage: Eukaryota; Fungi; Ascomycota; Eurotiomycetes; Eurotiales; Aspergillaceae. The transcript has 4 exons. The coding region runs from base 209 to 880 and encodes 223 amino acids. The record is from RefSeq and is a predicted model, not a curated record.